AUGGACGCACUAAAGCUGUCGGAUUUUAUUGGAAGCACCUUAAUAGUCUCUCUUGCGGAAGACCGUAUUUUAAUUGGAAGCUUAGUUGCUGUAGACGCCCAAAUGAAUUUGCUACUGGAUCAUGUUGAGGAGCGUAUUGGCUCCGGAAGCCGUAUGAUGGGCUUGGUCAGCGUUCCUAGGCGUUCAGUACAAUCUAUAAAAAUCACCAAACCUAUGUUGCGUGACCUCGCCGCGAACAAAUUUGAAUUGAUGGGUAAUAUUGUUUAG
Saccharomyces eubayanus is the source of this 267-nucleotide messenger RNA. RefSeq names its product Mak31p (gene MAK31). The record is from RefSeq and is a predicted model, not a curated record. The transcript has a single exon. Lineage: Eukaryota; Fungi; Ascomycota; Saccharomycetes; Saccharomycetales; Saccharomycetaceae. The coding region runs from base 1 to 267 and encodes 88 amino acids. Gene Ontology annotation, cellular component: NatC complex. Gene Ontology annotation, molecular function: RNA binding.